Colletotrichum truncatum is the source of this 2508-nucleotide messenger RNA. RefSeq names its product urease. The record is from RefSeq and is a predicted model, not a curated record. Gene Ontology annotation, biological process: urea catabolic process. Gene Ontology annotation, molecular function: urease activity; nickel cation binding. Gene Ontology annotation, cellular component: urease complex. Lineage: Eukaryota; Fungi; Ascomycota; Sordariomycetes; Glomerellales; Glomerellaceae.
AUGCAUCUCAUACCAAAGGAGCUCGAUAAGCUCACCAUCUCUCAAUUGGGCUUCCUGGCUCAGCGUCGUCUUGCCCGGGGCGUCAAGUUGAACCACGCAGAAGCAACGGCUCUCAUCGCAAACAACUUGCAAGAACUCAUUCGCGAUGGCAACCACACCGUGGCCGACUUAAUGAGCCUAGGCGCUACGAUGCUCGGCAGGCGUCACGUCUUGCCCGCAGUAUGUAGUACUCUUCAUGAGAUCCAAGUUGAGGGCACCUUUCCCUCUGGAACCUACCUGGUAACGGUCCACAACCCCAUCUCUUCGGACGAUGGAGACUUGGCACGCGCCUUAUACGGAAGCUUCCUCCCAGUGCCGAGUAACGAUAUCUUCUCACUGCCCGAGGUGGCAGUGUAUGAGCACAAGAAGCAGCCCGGCGCAGUGGUGGUUGCCUCGCGCCAAAUCACACUCAGCCAAGGUCGGAACAGAAUCAGACUCAAGGUGACAAGUAGGGGUGACCGUCCCAUUCAGGUUGGCUCACACUACCACUUCAUCGAGACGAACCCACAGCUAGAGUUCGACCGCGGGAAGGCGUAUGGUUACCGUCUGGACAUUCCCGCCGGCACCUCAGUGCGAUUCGAGCCCGGUGAUGUUAAGACCGUCACCCUAGUUGAGAUUGGAGGAAACAAGGUCAUCCGCGGCGGCAACAGGCUGGCCACAGGUGGCGUCGAGCGCUGGCGCGAACAAGAGAUUGUUGAAAAACUACAGCUGGCAGGGUUCGCCCACGCCCCGGAACCAGAAGCUAUCAUGAACUUCACCGAGCUGUUCCAGAUGGAGCGAUCCGCCUACGCAACCAUGUUCGGCCCCACGACGGACGACCUGGUCCGGCUCGGUAGCACUGAUCUCUGGAUCCGCGUGGAAAAGGACUUCACCGUGUACGGUGACGAGUGCAAGUUCGGCGGCGGAAAGACUCUGAGAGAGGGCAUGGGCCAGGCUACAGGCCGACCAGACUCGGAGUCGCUCGAUAUGGUUGUCACGAACGCUCUCAUCGUUGACUGGUCAGGUAUUUACAAGGCCGAUAUUGGCGUCAAGAACGGCAUGAUCACGGCUAUCGGGAAGGCGGGCAACCCGGACGUGAUGGACGGCGUGACGCCCAACAUGAUCGUGGGCAGCUGUACGGACGUCGUUGCCGGCGAAGGCAAGAUCAUCACAGCCGGCGGAGUCGAUACUCACAUCCACUUCAUCUGCCCUCAGCAGGCAAACGAGGCGGUCGCCUCUGGCAUCACCACUAUGCUCGGCGGCGGAACUGGACCUAGUGCCGGCACGAACGCGACGACAUGUACACCAGGCAAGAACUACAUGCGAGACAUGCUUCGGGCCUGCGAUUCACUACCUCUCAAUAUCGGUAUCACCGGAAAAGGCAACGACUCGGCACCCGAAGCCUUGCGUGACCAGGUCAACGCCGGCGCAUGCGGACUCAAACUCCACGAGGACUGGGGUACUACACCGGCGGCCAUCGACACAUGUCUCAGCGUCUGUGACGAGCUUGAUGUGCAGUGUCUCAUCCACACCGACACGCUCAACGAGUCGGGCUUCGUCGAGUCCACCAUCAACGCCUUCGCCGGCCGCACCAUCCACACGUACCACACCGAGGGUGCCGGUGGCGGCCACGCACCGGACAUUAUAUCCGUCGUCGAGCACCCCAACGUGCUGCCGUCGUCGACGAACCCGACGCGGCCGUACACGCGCAACACGCUCGACGAGCAUCUGGACAUGCUCAUGGUCUGCCACCACCUGAGCAAGAACAUCCCCGAGGACGUUGCCUUCGCGGAAUCCCGCAUCCGCGCCGAGACCAUUGCCGCAGAGGACGUGCUCCAUGAUCUCGGUGCCAUCAGCAUGAUGUCGUCCGACUCGCAGGCUAUGGGCCGUUGUGGCGAGGUUGUCCUGCGCACGUGGAAUACGGCUCACAAGAACAAGGUCCAGCGUGGCUUCCUGCCCGAGGACGAGGGCACUGGUGCCGAUAACUUCCGCGUCAAACGGUACGUGUCCAAGUACACCAUCAACCCGGCCGUCGCGCAGGGCUUCGGGCAUCUGGUCGGCAGUAUUGAGGUCGGUAAGCUCGCGGACCUGGUCGUCUGGGACCCCGCUUGGUUCGGCACCAAGCCGAGUCUGGUCAUUAAGAGCGGCCUCAUCGCCUCGGCGCAAAUGGGUGACCCCAAUGCGUCCAUCCCGACGGUGCAGCCCAUCAUCGCGCGGCCCAUGUUCGCGCCGCUGGUCCCAUCGUCAUCCGUUCUCUUCGUCUCAGCUUCCUCCAUCAGCUCCGGCGCCAUCGCGUCGUAUGGCCUUAAGAAGCGCGUCGAGGCUGUCAAGAACUGCCGCAACGUGGGCAAGAAAGACAUGCGCUACAACGACAGUAUGCCCAAGAUGCGCGUCGACCCGGAAAGCUACGAAGUAGAGGCCGACGGUGAGGUCUGCCGCGCUGAACCUGCCGAGGAGUUGCCUCUGACGCAGGCCUUCUACGUGUAUUAG